This is a messenger RNA of Salvelinus sp. IW2-2015, 8620 nucleotides long. Its product is annotated as plexin-B1-like. NCBI's taxonomy places the organism in Eukaryota, Metazoa, Chordata, Actinopteri, Salmoniformes, Salmonidae. Gene Ontology annotation, cellular component: semaphorin receptor complex; plasma membrane. Gene Ontology annotation, biological process: axon extension; regulation of cell migration; semaphorin-plexin signaling pathway involved in axon guidance. The record is from RefSeq and is a predicted model, not a curated record. Gene Ontology annotation, molecular function: protein binding; semaphorin receptor activity.
CACUCCCAGAUAUGCCUAAAAAGAAGUCUGCCACUCAGUUUGAGCUUGUUCGUUGUAGUAACUGUUCCUCUGAACUCCCCGUGCGCAAACCAAGCSGCGUGUCAGCUGUGGCGAUCCUCAAAGACAACGAAUGUACCAUACGACAACUGACACAGUGCUGCUCGGUAAAGAAUAGGAAGGGGCAGUAAAGUAAACGCACGUUUUUAGCAUAAUUUGUCAAACAAUUUGCAUUUGGAUUAYCUGGAGAUAACGGUCGUCCAUUUGGACGGAGAACAGACACUUUUCUCUCGCUAAUAACYCCGGGGAGCUCAAAUCGAGAUACUCCGUGACAUCGUAUCGCUUUACUUUUUAAGGUGUAGUGAACAAUAAUGGGUUAUGUUUGCGGAUGAUCAAGAGGAGACUGGCGUCUUGAGCUUAUCGUCGGACACAUGAAUAUUUGCCAUGCCACUUGGGAUGGCUCUGAUCUCAGCCCUGCUCAUCCUCCUACUGAUCACCACCUCAUACUCCCUCGCUGUCCGCACUUAUCCACGCUUCUCCAGAAAUGACACUUCUUUUGAGCACCUGGUCCUGCACCCGGACCCCUCUGUGGGCACGGUUUAUGUGGGGGCCAGGGACCACCUAUUCCAACUGGAUGGGCUAGACGGCCUGCGUCUGGAGCAUGAGGAGAGGACCGGCCCUGUGACUGAUAGUAAGGAGUGUCUUCCCCCUGUCACCGAGGCCAACUGCCCCCAGGCCCGGCACACCUCCAACCACAACAAGCUGCUCCUAGUGGACCCCUCAGCCAUGGAGCUCAUCACCUGUGGUAACGUCCACCAGGGCACCUGCCAGAAGCGCAGCCUGACCUCUGUGAAGGAGGUCCUGUUCUCCACAGAGAGGCCGGUGGAUACCCAGUACGUGGCGGCCAACGACCCGGAGGUGUCCACAGUGGGGCUGGUGGUGGGGCCCCGAGGCGGGGAGCGGGCCGUGCUCUACGUGGGGCGUGGUUACACAAGCAGCCAUCCGCCCAUCUCCACACGCCAUCUGGCCCACGAGCCUGUGUUCUCUUACGAGGAGACGGCCAAGCUGGCCGUGGCGGGAAGGCUCUCGGAGUACGACCACCAUUUUGUAGCRGCRUUCGCUCGSCGUGGGCAUGUGUACUUCUUYUUCUAUCGRCGUGACAUUAAGGCUGUGUCGCGGGAAUACCGUACGUAUGCUGCCCGCGUGUGUCUGGAUGACACCUCCUACUAUUCCUAUGUAGAGGUACCCCUGGUGUGUCACUCCUCCUCUACCUCCUCCCCAGAGAGGAACUACAACCUCCUCCAGGCAGCCCAGGUGGGUCAGGGGGGUGGCAGAGAGGGGGACACCCUGCUGGGGGUGUUCUCCACCCGGGUCAGCUCUUCCAACGGGCCCUCCGAGGACUCCGCUCUGUGUGUGUUCCCUCUGGACGAGCUGGACAGACUCAUCGACUCCACACGAGACCUGUGCUACACACUGGAUGGCCAUGUGAAGGGAGUAGGCGAGGUGGCCUACAUAGAGUAUGAGGUCAAGUCCAGCUGUGCCAACUUACCUACGAACACCCUAAAGGCUUAUCCCUGUGGCUCUGACCACACCCCCAGUCCAAUGGCCAGCAGGGUACCCAUGGAAGCUGAGGCAGUAUUGGACAGCCCAUCUGCCCGUCUCACUGCUGUGGCUGUCGGUAUGAGUGCUGGGCACACCAUUGCCUUUUUAGGAGACUCUAAAGGGAAUUUGCACAAGGUGUUCCUAGGCUCUGGAGGCAGGGUGGAGAUGUACUCCUCCGUGCUCAUCCAGCCCAACUCGCCCGUCAGCAGUGACCUCCUGCUGGACCAGACGGAGACGCACAUCUACGUCAUGACCGGCGCAAUGGUGGAGAAGCGACCGGUGGCAGAGUGUGGAGAUCACCUGGACUGUCAGUCCUGUCUUUCAGCCCGAGACCCUUACUGUGGCUGGUGUGUUCUGGAGGGCAGGUGUGGCCAGCGUUCACAGUGCGGUCGGGGGGCUCUGCAGGGCCAGUGGCUGUGGAGCUUUGACCACCAGCAGCAGCAGUGUCUCGGUAUCCAAUCCCUGAGCCUGUAUAACAUCAGCCGUGGAGAGGAGACAGACAUUGCUGUGUCAGUGAAGGGGUUGCCCAGUCUAGUGCAAGGCGAAGAAUACAGCUGUUUCUACCAGGAUGUGGAACGUCUGGCCACCGUCACAGACACUGGUGUGACCUGCUCUACUCCCGACGCCAGCAGGUUGCCUCCCAUUGGCCAGGGAGAAGACUCAGUCACCAUCCCCCUGUCCCUUCGCUUUCUCAAUGUGACUGUGGCUGCUCGGGAGUUCACCUUCUUUGACUGUGGUGUGGUCCAACAGCUCUCUGGACUCAUGCCGUGCAGAGGGUGUGUGAGCAGUCGUUGGGGCUGUAACUGGUGUAUUCACCAGCACAUGUGCACCAAUAAAAUCUGUGAGGGAGUCACAAUUUACAACAAACACUUCAAACCAACAUUCACUCCCCCAGCAACCAAACAAUCUGACACUCUAACUCCAACUCUCCUGGCUGCCCCAACACUCCCAACCACAGGGACAUCUAUUAGGACCACUCCCCCAGUCCCGGCCAGCACACCUGUGCCCCCAUCCACCACACCCACCACCCCCGAGCCAACCGCAGUCCCCACCACCCACUCACCAACCAUUGCCACCACCACACCCUCAACCACACUGGCCACUCAGGCUACCACUGCAACACUAGAGGUGACAACCAGUCUGCAGGCAGGGACAAAGACCACCGCUGGAGAGACCUCAGUGGAUGGAGAUGGGAGCCUCCCCAGGACUACUGCUGGAACAGGGGAGACGGAGCAGACAACAGUCACUAGGGUUGAGCUGCUAGACUGGCCCGAGUCUCCAGAAACUGUGGCUCCUAGUAGUACAAAUGGACUCACCGACACUGACCACACUGUGCCGGAGCCCUCUGACACCACCUCAACCACUGCUAGUGGUGUCCCCCUGUUAAUGGACCUGCCCACUGGCUCUGACGGGGAUAAAGUCCCCCUGUUAAUGGACCUGCCCACUGGCUCUGAAGGGGAUGAAGUCCCCCUGUUAAUGGACCUGCCCACUGGCUCUGACCGGGAUGAAGUCCCCCUGUUAAUGGACCUGCCCACUGGCUCUGACGGGGAGGAAGUCCGCCUGGCCCCCUCUGAAGGUACAGACUCACCUCCCUGGACAAAGGAAUGGGAGAAGGGAGAGACAGAGAUAGAGAUGGACCCUCCAACAUCCUCUGCCACAGUGCCCUCUGGAGAUGAUGACCCAAACCAGCCCUCUCAAUCAUUUACCCUCACACCUGACCCUGACUCUUCAGCAGACUACCAGUCUGACUCCUCUGAAAUUGAUCUGCCGGACUGCCCGUGUGUGGAGAAGGUCCAGGGCUCCUCUCUCGUUCCUGUUAAUGUGGAGCGGAAGAUCACUCUGGUUGUACACCAUCUUCACCUCUUCCAGGAUGAGGAUCUGGACUAUGAGUGUGUGCUGACCAUCGAAGGGCGGUCAGUGGUGGUGGACGCGUACGUGGAGCCAGACGACACCCAGCCCUCUCUCUACUUCAUCACCUGCCAGCUACACCAGUACGCCUAUACUGCCUUUGUGGAGGAGUACAAUGCCGUGAUCAAUGUGAGGAGGAGAAACACCUUUCAGAUUGAUAGUGCGGACGACCUUCAUGUGACGUUGUUUAACUGCUCUGUGGGCCGGUCAGACUGCAGCCGGUGUCGUACGGCUGAUCAGAAGUACGGCUGUGCGUGGUGCGGGGGAGCUCGCUCCAAAUGCAGUUACCGGGACUCCUGCGCUGGCGAGAUCAAGCAGUCCUGCCCAGCACCCGUCAUCCACUUAAUGGAGCCCAUCUCUGGACCAGUAGAAGGUGGUACUGUGGUGACCAUCUCAGGCUCCAAUCUUGGACAGAAAGCUGAAGACAUCCAGAACUCUGUCACUAUAGCUGGUGUCCCCUGCACGGUCAUCAACAGCAGAUAUGAGAUCUCCUCAAGGAUUGUGUGUGAGACCACAGCCAGUGGGGGAGAGAAGAGUGGUCAGGCCUCAGUCGAGGUGAGAGGAGGAGGGCUUGGACUCUCCAGUCAAAGGUUCAGCUUCCAGGACCCGGCUCUGAUUGGGAUAGCCCCUCAGAAGGGGCCCAAGGCUGGGGGCUCAGCAUUGACCAUAAUGGGCCAGAGCCUGAAGACUGGACACCCCAGUGAGGUCAGCGUGCUUAUUGGAGGAGUCUCAUGCCUCAUCUCUGAGGUCGUGGAUGACCAGAUUACAUGUAUGACAGGGGGCAGCAACAGAACUGGAGAGCAUGGAAUCACAGUCCGGUUUGGUAGAGCAGAACGCCAUCUACAGGGAGCCAUCUAUCAUUACACCUCAGACCCUAACAUAACCAUGGCUGCACCCUCAAAAAGCUUCCUCAGUGGUGGAAGAAUGAUCCGUGUGUCUGGGCAAAACCUAGAUGUAGUGCAGGUGCCCCGAAUCCGGGUGACCCUUAGUCCUCUGGAGUCCCUUUCUCCGAGGAAGAAGAGGAGGACGAGGAGGAGCAGCAGAGAUGGAGAGAGUAGAUUUGAGACAAGUUGCGCCGUGAGCAGCCCCUCUCUGAUGCUGUGCCCUACGCCUGCCGUGGGGACAGAGGCCCACCAUGCUCGGGUCAAGGUGGACUUCCUACUGGAUAACCUGCACUUUGACUUCAACUCUGUGGGCAGUGGGGCUUUCAGCUACGAGCUCAACCCCAGGCUGUACCCACUGAACCAGAAUGACCCCAGCAAACCCUACCACCACAAACCUGGCAGCAUCAUCUCUGUGGAGGGGGAGAACCUGGACCUGGCCAUCUUUAAGGAGGAGGUGGUGGCUCUGAUUGGGGAAGGGGUAUGCUCUGUGAAAACCUUGACCCAUAACCACCUCUACUGUGAGCCUCCAUCCCAGCAGCCCUCUGUGAUGGCCAGCAAGAAGCAGGAGGGCAUGGAUUCUCUCCCCGAGUUCACUGUCCAGAUGGGGAACCUGAACUUCUCCCUGGGCAGAGUGCAGUAUGACACCCAAGGCCAGUCCACCUUCCCCCUGGAGGCCCAGGUGGGCGUAGGGGUGGGGGCUUCCAUCGUAGCCCUCAUCGUUGUCAUCAUAGUGCUCAUAUAUAGGAGGAAAAGCAAACAGGCUGUGAGGGACUACAAGAAGGUCCAGAUUCAGCUGGAGAAUCUGGAGACCAGUGUGAGGGACCGCUGCAAGAAAGAGUUCACAGACCUGAUGACUGAGAUGAUGGACUGUUCAAGUGACCUGGUGGGUUCUGGUAUUCCCUUCCUGGACUACAAGGCGUAUGCAGAGCGCAUUUUCUUCCCUGGCCACCGGGAGUCGCCACUGAGGCGAGAUUUGGAUGUGCCGGAGUGCCGUAGACAGACGGUGGAGCAGGGACUAGUUCAACUGUCCAACCUCCUCAACAGCAAACUAUUUCUCACCAAGUUCAUCCACACCCUGGAGGUGCAGCGGACCUUCUCUCCUCGGGACCGGGCCUACGUGGCCUCACUUCUCACCGUGGCCUUGCAUGGGAAGCUGGAGUACUUCACUGACAUCCUCAAGACUCUGCUAAAUGACCUGGUGGUGCAGUACGUGGCCAAGAACCCCAAACUCAUGCUCCGAAGAACUGAAUCGGUGGUCGAGAAGCUCCUGACCAACUGGAUGUCCAUCUGUCUGUUCACCUUCCUGAGGGACACUGCAGGGGAGUCCUUCUACAUGCUGUUUAGAGCCAUUAAACACCAGGUGGACAAAGGACCGGUGGACGCUGUGACAGGAAAGGCCAAGUACACACUCAACGACAACAGGCUGCUCCGCGAGGACAUAGAGUACAAAACCUUGACGCUGAAUGUCCUCAUGCCAGCGACAGGCAACGGUGGCGAGCCCCAGACCGCUCCUGCCAAGGUGCUGGACUGUGACACCAUAACCCAGGUGAAGGAGAAGGUUCUGGAGCAGGCAUGGAAGGGGAUGUCCUUCUCCCAGAGGCCCCACACAGACUCUCUCCACCUGGAGUGGCGUGCGGGCAUGGCUGGUCACCUGAUCCUGUCAGACGAGGACUUGACGUCGGUGGUGCAGGGCUCCUGGAAACGCCUCAACACCCUGCAGCAUUACAAGGUUCCGGAUGGAGCCACUGUUGCACUGGUACCCCGGAACUCCAAACACAUCCACAAUGACAACCAUGACUACUUUCCUGGAGAGAAGACGCCCAUGUUGGACGAUGGGGACGAGGGAGGUGUGAAGCUCUGGCACCUGGUGAAAGCCAAUGAGGAGCCAGACCUGCCCAAACACAGGCGUGGCAGUCUGAGAGAGAGGGAGAGAGAGAGGGCCAAGGCCAUCCCCGAGAUCUACCUCACACGCCUACUCUCCAUGAAGGGCACACUGCAGAAGUUUGUGGAUGACUUGUUCACAGUGAUCCUGAGCACUAACCAGCCAGUUCCCAUGGCUGUCAAGUACUUCUUUGACCUGCUGGAUGAGCAGGCUCUGCAGCACAACAUUACAGACCCUGAGACCAUCCACAUCUGGAAGACUAACAGUUUACCCCUGAGGUUCUGGAUCAACAUCUUGAAGAACCCCCAGUUCAUCUUUGAUGUUCAGGCAUCAGACCAUGUGGAUGCUGUGCUGUCUGUCAUAGCCCAGACCUUCAUGGACUCAUGUACCAUCGCAGAGCACAAGCUGGGCAGGGACUCUCCUAUCAACAAGUUGCUCUAUGCCAGAGAUAUCCCACGGUACAAGCAGAUGGUAGAGAGAUACUAUGCUGACAUCAGGCAGACCAUUUCUGCCAGUGACCAGGAAAUGAAUUCUGCUCUUGCAGAACUGUCUCGAAAUUAUGCUGGUGAGGUGAACUACCUUGUAGCCCUGCAUGAGCUGUACAAGUACAUCAACAAGUACUAUGAUCAGAUCAUCACUGCUCUAGAGGAGGACCCUACAGCUCAGAAGAUGCAGCUGGGCUACAGGCUCCAGCAGAUUGCGGCUGCCGUGGAAAAUAAAGUCACUGACCUAUGAUAACAGAGUGGCCCUGAGACGGGACAGGCCGAGACCCUGAGGAAAAGACACCUGCUGAGAGGAGUAGUCCGAAAGGAAAAGAAUGUGUGAAAAGGAAAAAGACCUUGUGCAUACAGGGUGUGAUUUCCCUCUCUUUUUGGCAGACUGAAGGAAGUAAAGAAGGUUGAGGGGCACUCAGUGGUGCCCUUCUCUUUUUGCCAUAUCUGUGUAGAGUUACUGUGCGUAGAUUCUCCUGACAAGCUGCACAGGAGAUUUCCAUAGCGACCUGACUACAUUUACCCACUGCUACUCAGUGUGUACAUACAUAGACAUUAUCCUGAGUAAAUGAGCAAAGCCCUGUUGAACUCUCUGGACUGCUGCAGAGUUUCUGCAACACAAACAACGUCUUACUGGGAUGAAAUGGAUGGAUAAAGUUCAUUGAAUAGCACUUAUUGCAUUGAUGCUAUUGUCAUUGACUUGCUAAUGCCUUCUGUUUCCCUGAAUCACAUUUUCAAAGUCUUACUUUACUGGUAUAACUAUCCUUUGCAGACAAUGUGUGCGGUAGUAUUGUCUUCACUCAUCCUUUUCACUCCCCAUCAAUGUUUUUGUCGAUCCACAAAGUUUUUCUGCUUCAUGUAGUUGGACACUAAAGAACAGACUGCUUUCAAUACAUUGUGAAAAUGUUAGGUACUCCAUGUGCUGACUUUUAUGGUCACCCAGCUUUGACAUUCUCUAUGAUUUGAAUGUUCCCUUCCAAAAUCGUGUAUGAUGUACAAGUAAUUUUAGUGCAUUUCUGAUGGUAAUUCUAUGGUUCCCUAUAACUAGCAGAGAAAUCUCAGCUAGUUAAUGUUCAAUCUGCAGAAUGUUCCUUCUCUUAGCAGUGUGCGAGACUUCACUACACAUUAUCUUUCAAUGGCAGACUAGAAGGUGCUCUCAAAAAGGUGUAUUUUGUGAGCAGCCGGAGCUAGUAACCAAACACAACAAUUCACAGAACUGAAUGUGAUCGAACAGUUUGUUUUAGAAAAUGGCUGGUUAUGUGACCAAUAUGACAUUUUCUGUCAACAAUGUGGGAUGCAAUGACUAACAAGCAACACCUGUUUGCAGGUUUUUCCGUCACGGAUUAUUUGAACAAAUCACAAUUUAGCAGGGUGUGUGUCUUUUGAAUUUCAGAAGGGUGGGGAGAUGACAUUUGUCCCUCUGACUUAAAAGAAACUUGCAGAGAAAGGGGGGUGGAGCUAACGUUCUGCUUCCGCUCCUCAUUCUAGUAUCUUUUCUCAUACAUAUCCCCCCCAGAACUUGAGAGUAUCUGACGCAAUUACGUAAGAUUUUAGUUCUGGGUAUCCGAGAUUAGUAUAGUUGUAAAGGUUGAGCGAAAGGAGUUUGAGAUUGGCAAUAUAUAUUGUUUAUCUCAUAAAACUUGCAGCAUGACAUGUUUUUAGUCUCAACAAUGAAUCCUUUAGCCCAAGGCCUCAUCACUGACCUUUUUUAUGACUGAAAUUAAACGGUAGCCCUAUUGUUUGCUUUUCACUAAUACAACAUUUUAACCCUCAAGCUACUGACUGGAGUCAUUUUGACCCCAUAGGUAUAUUUAUCAUAGCCCAAAGGUGGUUUAUUAAAAUCUUCAAAUUUCUAA